Messenger RNA from Corticium candelabrum, 480 nucleotides. RefSeq lists its product as uncharacterized. Gene Ontology annotation, biological process: DNA integration. The record is from RefSeq and is a predicted model, not a curated record. The transcript has a single exon. The coding region runs from base 1 to 480 and encodes 159 amino acids. Lineage: Eukaryota; Metazoa; Porifera; Homoscleromorpha; Homosclerophorida; Plakinidae. Gene Ontology annotation, molecular function: nucleic acid binding.
AUGGGUAUCACAAAGACUUUGGAUCGCGCAAAAGCAGCAGUGUGGUGGCCAGGAAUGAGUUCUCAAUUGAAAGAGACCGUGGAGAACUGCACAGUUUGCAGCAAAGAGCGCAGCAAUGGAGCUGAACCUCUCAUUCCAACACCUUUGCCAAGUCGUCCCGGGCAAUAUGUCGGAACUGAUCUCUUCGAAUGGAAGGGACAUUCGUAUCUUCUCGUUGUAGACUAUAUGUCAAGGUAUCCAGAAAUAGUGAGACCAUCAGAUGCGACAUCAAAUAUUGUGAUUGAACACAUGAAAUCGUUCUUUUCCCGACACGGAAUUCCCGAAGAAGUUCGAUCAGACAAUGGGCCUCAGUAUUCUUCUGCCGCAGUUGCAAAAUUCGCAAGCAAAUACAAAUUUUCGCAUAUUACUAGCAGUCCGCUACACCCUCAGAGUAAUGGAGAGGCUGAGCGAAAGGGCAGAACUGUGAAGAGUCUUCUCUAG